This is a messenger RNA of Meleagris gallopavo (turkey), 1076 nucleotides long. Lineage: Eukaryota; Metazoa; Chordata; Aves; Galliformes; Phasianidae. The record is from RefSeq and is a predicted model, not a curated record.
AUUGUAUGUCUGUUGGAAGAUUUUUUGCUUAAAUCAAGUAUUUGUAAUUUCAAGAGGUAUUUGGUCCACAUGGUUGCAUUUAGAACUAACAUUGGGGAAAAUCUGACAAUCUGUGUAUUGUCAGUUACAUCUUCAGGUUAAAACCCACUGAAGUGUAGAGAUUCCAUUAGAAAGCCUUUAGAUUGCUCUUUAACAGAGCCUGCUUGUAUUGAGUGUUUAUUCUGUGGCAAGAAUUGGUAAAUGUCAGCAAAACAGACUCUGCUGCUCAUGUUGUUAAUAAAGUAGCUGCCCCUUCGGUAGAAGCUUGAUAAAUGCAUGCCUGGAGGCAUGCAUGAGCCAAGAGAACAGUGUACAGAAAUACUUUAAACUUCUUCCACAGCAAUCUCACAGGUUAACUUGUGAUUGUGAUUUUAUGUCCCAGAAAAAUGCGGGCAUUUGGUGGAUACCUUUGUGUAAUAAAGAAAACACACCCCAAACAGAAGUUAAACCUUGGUAAUUUGUAGCCUAUAUGAUGUUUUUUCAGCUAACACUGUGUGAACAACUAUGCAUGGCUGUAUACAAAAAGCUACAGUAUAGAUCUGUGCACUUUAUGUUGAUACCUAGAUGCUUUUACUAAGUCCUUAUUUCUUUUAAAACAGAUAACAUUGCUGCAGAUGGAGCACAACUUUGACAUCAUGAACCAUGCUUGUCGAGCCUUAACAUACAUGAUGGAAGCACUUCCCAGAUCAUCCGCUGUAGUGGUAGAUGCAAUUCCUGUCUUCUUGGAAAAGCUGCAAGUUAUUCAGUGCAUUGAUGUGGCAGAGCAGGCACUGACAGCCCUGGAGAUGCUAUCGCGCAGGCAUAGUAAAGCCAUUCUGCAGGCAGGUGGGUUGGCAGACUGUUUGCUAUAUCUGGAAUUCUUCAGUAUAAAUGCGCAGAGGAAUGCACUAGCUAUUGCUGCCAAUUGCUGCCAGAGUAUAACACCUGAUGAGUUUCACUUUGUGGCAGAUUCUUUGCCAUUGCUUACACAAAGGUUAACCCAUCAGGUAAGAGCUGUUGUAAAGCAGAAGGUUUCCUUUUGACCUGAAAGUAGUAUA